Messenger RNA from Cydia pomonella (codling moth), 3410 nucleotides. RefSeq names its product protein PRRC1-like. The record is from RefSeq and is a predicted model, not a curated record. The coding region runs from base 142 to 1305 and encodes 387 amino acids. Gene Ontology annotation, cellular component: cytoplasm. Gene Ontology annotation, molecular function: protein kinase A regulatory subunit binding. The transcript is spliced from 10 exons. NCBI's taxonomy places the organism in Eukaryota, Metazoa, Arthropoda, Insecta, Lepidoptera, Tortricidae. Gene Ontology annotation, biological process: activation of protein kinase A activity.
AUUUCUGAACCGUCAGCUGAGCUGAGCUGUCAGUGUCAAUGUAAAACAAACCAAAAUUCCAUAAUAACAUUUUAUUUUUCAACAUAAAAGGAAGAAAUCAAAUCAAUUAUUCUUUGUUCCCUGUGGCUGUAGAAAGCAAACAUGAGCAAUAGUGAGAAGAAACGCAUCCCGGACGCGCCGGUGCCGGCGGCGGCCCCGGGGAACUUGCUGUCGAGUGUAGCGCCACCUUCACAGCUCCCCAACUUUGUGACUACCAGUCCGGCUCCUGUGCCAGUUGCUGUGGUACCACAGCUACCACCACAGUUGGCAGCUACUUUAGCUCCUGCUUCACCUGCAUCAAUGCCAAUGGCCCCUACACCAGUGCCUGUUGCUCCAACAUCAGUGCCUAUUGCUCCUGCACCGAUUCCUGUUGUACCAGCUAUGCAGCCUGAUUCACCAGAGAGAUUCUGCCCUGCAAUACCACCAAGUAAAGGAGAACCUAUGCUGUCAAUAAGGUCUCCAGAGGAUUCCCAAACCACACAGUCACCUGAUUCCUUGCCAGAUUCAAUAUCUGAUGUUGAUAAACUUGGCGACAUAAUGCCUGGCAGUGGCCUAUUUACUUGGGUAAAGGGUGCCGUGUCGACUGGCGGGAUUCUACAACGCGUGGCUGAGAAGGCCAAGAACUCCGUCGACUCUAUGAUCACCACACUCGACCCACAGAUGAAGGAGUACCUCAAUAGCGGUGGCGACGUAAACAUAGUGAUAGCUUCGGACAAGGAUGUCAAAAUAUCACCAGUUCGAGAGGCAUUCCAAAUUGUUUUUGGCAAAGCAACUGUCACAGGUUACGAGGCCCAGAGCGACGUAACAGCAGCGCAACCAGUAGGCUACGCCGCUGCUUAUGCGGCCGCCAAGCAGCGCAUCGCGCACAUCCGCUCAGCACAUACCGAAGUUCAUAAUAAUAUACCUAUCGUUGCCGUCGAGGGGUUCUUGCAUGAGGCUGUCACUGACAGAUGGUACGCGAUAGAUUUGCUAGUCCUCUCCCAACCGUCCCUCGGCAUCGAACUCCAACUGCAAUCCCAAGGCUGCCCCGUGCCCGCGGCCGCAGUCGCAGCGGCGCGCGCCAACACGCCCGAAGACUAUGCGCACAUACAGACAGGCUUCAGCGUCACCGUGCCCUCCGUCAUGGCCGACAGUCUGCAGGUCCCCCACACGCAGUGGCAUCAAGCCAGCACUGGUGUAAGCCGGCGUGAACUUCUGCUGUUAGCGGCGCGGUCGCUCGCGGGCUCUUACAAGAAACUAUUAGCGGUGUCUGCCGCUGAAAUAUGAACGAAUUGCUCCUGGAAUUUUGACUGAUGUACAGUCAAAGGAUUUAAUUUUGGUACGUUGUCACAGUGACAAUCAAUAUGAAGUUUAAGUCUAGUAAUAUAAAAGUCGUUAGGGACCUCAUACUAUGAGUAUUGUCACUGACGAGGUACGAAACGGUACUGAAAUUAAAUUCCUUGACCAUACCUACCUAGGAUACGACACCAUAUGUGUACAUUUACGCUAAUAAGAUGUAUCGGGACUAUUCCUUAGAUUAAGCCAGUUUCGUGUACAAGUAACAAGAAUAUGAAUGUCACAACACAAUCUCUUCUUGGGUCUGAAAAUCAAAUUGGUUCCUUUAUUUUGAAUAAUAUGACAGCGUAUAGGUACAUACAUAAAGGCCUACUUAAAAACAAUACUUUUGUAAGUACAACUCUAAAUUACAGUUGUAUACCUCCGAAAAUAAAAUUACUUCUAGAAUGUAAAAAAGUUAUGAUUAAGUUUUUUUUUAAAUACUUUAUUGCACGAUAUAAAAUCGUACAAAUGGCGGACUUAAUGCCUAAAGGCAUUCUCUACCAGACAAGUAAAACCAGCCAGCCAGCCAGCCAGUUAAGUAUUACCGUAAAAGAGUCAUUCUACAGCAAUCUCCCCAUUCCCCUUGCUAUUCCUAUUCGCAAAUUUCCAGAAGAUUCCGCCCAGUAGAAUGGUUGUAAAAUGGAACUUGGCACGGGUUACACAGUCACCAAAAAUGAGAUGCUAAUAAAGCGGCAUCUCCUGCCCGCGUAGCCAACGUGCAUAUUGUUCACGCUCCGUGGCGAACGAAACGUAACUGUCACAGUCGCACUAAUAAAGAAGAGUGAUAGAGAGAAAUGACUACGAUACGCUACGGAGGGCUAACGAUUGUAACGUUGGCUAUGCAGCCUUGGAAUUUGCGAAUAGGUAUGGUCAGGGGCAUGAGAUUUUUUAGACUGAUCCACAACACCCAUCUAUAGUCCAAAAUCUUUCAACUUUGGUCCAAAACUUCUAAAUAUAUUUUAAAUGUCGCAGUUUUGACACAAAAUAUUUUCAUAAAUGGAAGAAAGAAGUCGGGCAACACCUAAAAGAUUGGUAUUGAUACUUAACACCUUCCCCCUUCAGUUGCCCAUAUAUGGGUCACGCCGAAAUAUCUCCACAAGUCCGUGGUCCACAUAGGGGUCACUAAGAUACGGUAAACACGCCUAAAUAAACCUAAUAAGGAGGAAUUUUUGGUAUUUUUUAAUCAGCCUUUCUUUUGAAUUCUAGUCUUCAAACAGACGGCAGCAUUCAGAAAGAUAUUCUACUAAUCCGAGAGCGUACCUGGUGACCCAUAAUAUGGAGCAUGUGAUUGAAGUAAUUUGCUUGGACUUACGAGGAAAUUUAAACAUUUUGUAUUGAUGACUGUUAAUUACUUAUUGAUCAUAGGUGUACUAUUUCUUAUUAUUUAUUUAUUAUUUUAAACUUUAUUGCACAUAAAAAAGAGUACAACAGGCGGACUUAAUGCCAAUAGGCAUUCUCUACCAGUCAACCAUAAGGCAAAACAGAGAAACUUCAAGGUGGGUGCAGUGAGAUUUAAACAAAAAAAAAAACCGUUAAUUUUAAGCGAAAUUAAAUUUCUAAAUAAAUACUAUUUUACUAUUAUUGGGUGGUUUUCCGGUAUAAUAUAUAAUUAGGGCAUCUCAUAAUCGGCUUCCUAGCUCAGUUUUAGGAGCCUAGAAUUCGCUCGACAACCUAAUCUCAAUAAUUGUUUUAUUUAACAAAAAAACGGCUGUCUGUUGACCUACAACGCAGAAGAUAACUAAACCAUUUUAAGGUUGAGCCUGUUUGAUUUUAAGGUUAGGCCUGUUUUUAGUCAUACAAAUAUAUAUAUAUGUAGUUAGUAAAUCCUUUCUAUUUGUAACAUAUAUAGCCUAUUAAAUUAUCAAUAACAUAAUUAAUAUGAAAUAGCUUAAAGCACAACUGUUACGUGUAAAUCAUGUUCAAUAUAUAUGAGGUUUUGAAAUUUACUAUUAUAUAAUACAGAUAAACAGUGUAUACAUUUAAUAAAAUUGUAGUGAUAGGUUACGUAUAAUUUUAAGAUAAAAAUAAUGAUACGAAUAAAAUUUAUAAGGAAA